AUCAGCAAAUUUGGACAUGCUUAGUCAUCGGCAUGAGUUAAGUGCACAAAAUCCUCCAAGAAUAUUUAGCAAUCAGGAAGCUUUGUGCCCGGUGGAUACCUCAUAAAAACUCCGUCGUGUUGAUUGGUAUCAUGAAAUUGUUCAAAUAUUUAAAGGACGUAACACAAAUGCUGUGAUCGACAUACUUACGGGUGACGAAAGCUGGAUUUAUUGUUAUGAUCCUGAACUAUAUAGAUGCCCCAAAUAAUAAUAAUAAUGAGAAAACUUUAUAGAUACCACAUAAUAAUAACAUAUCACUAAUAACGUAACAGUUAAGUGACAAAACUGCUACGUCAGUGCAGUCAGUCAGCGCCUUGCCAAGAGGUGUGUGUGCCGUGCCUCGGCAGAAUUUAGGGUGCAAAGGUCCGUCUGUGCUUAUGGCCGCACCAUGAAACGGUGCCGGGCCUGGGCGUCUGCCGUUAAUUGACGCCCAUACAAUGGAUGAUGGACAAUAAAAGAGUGCGCAAAGGGCCGCUGCCUGGAGGUCGCCAGGGCGCGUCUGGAGCUGGCGCUGGACGCGACAGCAUGCGGGUCGCCAGCCAAGCGCGGGGGGCUGCAAGACCACCAAGUAGCCGCCCGCAUCCAUCAUCCCCACCAGAGGGCUUGGUGUCGGCUGGGUCUUCUCGGACUCAGCAAGCGGCACCCGCCGCUGGUGGAACACGUCGCAUGCGUUGGACAAAAAUGAUGAACGCAAACGCAUUGCGAGCGUAUUUUAGGGCAAAAGGGGAAGAAGCUGGAAUGUUGGCGUAUCGGGCUGGGAUGCAUCGCUUUUUCGCGGAGUUGGAGCCAUCUGUUCAUGUAUCAGAGCAAAACCUGGCAGACCGAGUUCGGUACAUCCUGCGCUCCAACAUAUUUGGUGACGCCGAACUUGAACGACUACGACGUGAGGCUGUUCCCUCAUUGGAUGAAAAUGCUACAGCUGGUAAUGCGACGCCACAAAUUGCAGAACAAUCUGCACACGUCGAUGCCGCCGCGGAUUCUCCAGUUGUAGUUGAUUCAGACGAUGAUGGAAUGGUCACCCAAGAACUAGAGCAGUUGGAGGAGGCGAUUGUGGAAACGCGCAGUACGCCUCUCGAAAAUCGACCGCGACUACCGCGCAUACCCCUAAGCAAGCGGAAUCGGGCUGUCGUGAGGGCUCUUAACCCAAUGCUGGUGACCUAUUUGGAAGCCAGCCGGGACCUUUGCGAGACGGACUCAAUUCUUUUUGGCGCCGCACUGGCAGCUUGCCGAAUUAUUGGCGCCAAACUUCCCACGGCUGGACGCGCUACUAGACAAAGUAGCGCCAUCCCAGCCUGGAGAAAAAGGAUUGAGGACCGUAUCGCAAAGGCAAGGGUCCUCAUCGGCAGACUGAUAAGCUUCAGGUCGGGCAAUAAUAGGCCGAGAAUUGUGCGCACCGUCAGGAUGGCGUUUGCUGAGACAAACAUCAGUUUGUCCCAGCCGGAUAUAACGCAAAAACUGACGGAGCGCAUAGAUAACCUGAAGCAGAGAAUCGCUGCUUGGGGGAAGCGGAUUCGGCGAUAUACCAAAAGGUCGACACGGUUCAACCAGUAUCGUCUCUUCCAGAGUGUUCAGAAGAGGCUCUAUGAAUCAUUAAAGCGACCAAUGGUACGUGGAACGGGCCCAGCACCGAAACAGGCCGACACUAUCGCAUUCUGGCGCGGCCUGUGGUCAGAGCCCGUAAACCACAGCGAGGGCCCUUGGACGGAAGUUGUGGCGAGUCAGUGUGCGAAUAUUACGCCCAUGGACCCCGUCAUCAUAACGCUGGAUGACGUAGCUGAGGCGGUCCGUAGGGUCCCGAACUGGAAAAGUCCGGGAAUCGACGGACUGCAUCACUACUGGCUGAAGGGGUUCGUGGUGUGUCACGCUGUGCUCGCCCGACAGUUUCAAGAGGCUCUCGACCAAAAGUCUCUCCCGAGCCUCUUCACUACUGGGAUCACUCAUUUGGUUCCUAAAGACCGGGAUUCCACAGACCCGAGCAAGUACCGCCCCAUAACGUGUCUACCUACCAUAUACAAGACACUAACUUCCAUUUUGAGCGCGAGAAUCACUCAUCAGCUGAAGUCAAAUCAGGUGAUGUUGCGCGCUCAAAAUGGAUGUCGGGGCGGUGGUCGUGGAACCAAGGAACCACUCCUCAUUGACGCGGUCAUUGGCAAGGUGGUUAAACGCAACCGUCGGAACCUCUCCGCCGCCUGGAUAGACUACAAAAAGGCAUUCGACUCGGUGCCUCAUACAUGGCUGAAGAGGGUCCUCGAGCUGUACAAGGUUGACUGUACAGUUCGAGACUUCCUCGGGCAGUGUAUGGGGCAGUGGAGUGCGAUCCUUUGUCAUCUAGGCCAGCGGAUGACGGCAGCGGAGAACCACAUAAGGAUAAGAAGGGGUAUCUUCCAGGGCUAUUGUUUGAGUCCAAUCUGGUUCUGCCUCUCUCUGAACCCUCCUAGUACCUUACUGGAGGGUUCCGGGAGGGGAUUUCAGCUUCGGAAAGGAGGUACAAAAGUGACCCACCUUUUCUAUAUGGAUGAUCUCAAGUUAUUCGCCUCCAGUCGCUCCCAUCUUGUGGAAUUGCUAAAUAUCACUUGUGAUUUUUGCAAUUCUAUUGGAAUGGAGCUGGGGACGGAUAAGUGUGCGAUCCUCCAUGUCGAAAGGGGAAGGGUUGCUAACUCUGAGGGCAUGGACUUAUCUAUGCCCAUCAUCAUAAGACCCCUUUCCGAGGCUGAAACAUACCGAUACCUGGGUAUGUCACAGAAUAUCGGUGUCGAUGAGGCGGGUAUGAAGCAGUCAGUUUGCGAUGUGUUUUAUGCACGCUUGACAAAAAUGCUUAACAGUCUUUUGUCGGGCGAUAAUAAGACAUACGCUUAUAACGGUUGGAUCAUGCCUGUUCUCAUGUAUACCUUUGGCAUACUCAGGUGGACUCAGACCGAACUGAACGCUCUGGACAGAAAAGUCCGCACUAUAAUGACGUCCCACAGAGUGCAUCAUCCGAGAUCGUCGGUAAUGAGGCUGUACUUGCCGCGGAAGCAUGGUGGGCGCGGCUUUUUAAGCGCGCUUACCCUGCAUAAUCGCGAAGUGUGCAGCCUCCGUAAUUAUUUUCUGGCGAGAGCGGAUGAUCCAUUCUAUAGGGACGUUGUUUUUUGUAAUAAAGGACUUACCCCUCUAUCCUUAGCCAACGAGCAAUGGCAAGACCCGGCAGUACAGAGCAUUUCCGACCGGGAGACCGUAUGGAAGGAGAAGGAGCUCCACGGGAGGUUCUACAAGGCUCUACAUGAGCCUUUCGUAGAUACAGUUGCCUCCCUCCACUGGCUACGUUUUGGUGACCUCUUCGGGGAAACCGAGGGUUUUGUCUGUGCAAUACAGGAUCAGGUUAUUAAGACGAACAACUAUCGGAGAUACAUCCUUAAGGGAUGGCACCGUCGACAUUUGUCGAGCUUGUCGCCAUCCCGGUGAAUCACUUAGGCAUGUCAUCUCCGGUUGUUCGGCGCUUUCUAACUCUGAGUACUUGCAUAGGCACAACCUAUGGCAGAAAUUCCUUAUGGCAGAAUUGCUGGAGGACCUAAGCAUUAUGCUCAAUGACCUCAAUAGUGUUUCCCAACGGAUAGGUCUUAAGAUGAACAUGGACAAAACAAAGAUCAUGUUUAAUGUCCAUGUCACACCUAUGCCGGUAGUUGUUGGGACCACUAAGCUCGAAGUUGGUGACGAGUAUGUUUACCUGGGACAAAUAAUCCGACUAGGUAAGUCCAACUUCGACCGCGAGGUCAAUCGACGGAUUCAACUCGGUUGGGCAGCGUUCGGGAAAUUACGGCACAUCUUCUCGUCAGGUAUACCUCAAAACUUGAAAACGAGACUGUACAACCAGUGCGUGUUGCCAGUGAUGACAUAUGGAGCUGAGACGUGGUCCUUCACUUCUGGCCGGAUGAGGAAGCUCAAGGUUGCUCAGCGAGCUAUGCUCGGAGUUUCUCUGCGUGAUAAACUCAGAAAUGAGGAUAUCCGCAGUAGAACCGGAGUGACCGACAUAUCCCAACGGAUUAGUAAGUUGAAGUGGCAAUGGACCGGCCAUAUAGCUCGAAGAACCGACAACCGAUGGGGAAAAAAGUUUUCGAGUGGCAGCCUCGUACCGGCAGUCGAAGUGUAGGGCGUCUCCCCACUAGAUGGAGUGACGACCUCUUAAGAUAUGCAGGAAGUCGAUGGAUGCAUGUGGCUCAGGACCGUGCUUUGUGGCAUUCCUUGGGGGAGGCCUAUGUUCAGCAGUGGACUUGUGAAGGGCUGUAAUGAUGAUGAUGAAUGAUGUAUAGACAAUCUUCAUAAAAUUAUAUCACUCUAACUUUACGACGUAGCGUAAAGUUAAUAUUAUUAAUUAUAUUUCAUCGCUUCAUUUUUCAGAUAUAAAUAUUCACCAGGUAGUCCCCUUAACCUACAGGUGACUCUAUGCACGCUUAAAAAGACAUUCAUUUGACUAAACUGAAGUUAACUGUGAACCGAUUUACCCCUACCACCGCCGACUCGCGGACGGGGUGAGUCGCCAUUCUGAGCUCAUUCCUUUUUCGUGCACGGUGACGACAGCACGCGUCUCCGAAUAAGUUUUUACUUUAUUCUUGCCUUUAGUAUUUAUAAUUAAAAUCAUAAUGCCAAAACGAAGUGCGGAAGAAAAAAUCGAGUGUUACGAACGCAAAAUUAGAAGAUUACGUGAACGCGAUAUCGGACGACAUCGCCGAAUACGCGUCAUAUCAUCCGAUUCUUCCAAUAGUGAAGGUGUUGAAGAUGCCGACCAACCUGAGUUAAGCCUUAAAAAUAAUGCGAAGGAUCUCGGGAACUCUUCAGGACAGUGUCCCACACCAUCCAUCAGAGAGCCUGAGCCCAUGCCGGAGCCCGACCUUACGCCAGAACCUGAGCUCGCAGUGGAGCCAGUGUCUAGACCAGAGACCAGGACAGAGAAACCAUUAGAGCCACUGGCUUUGGAGGCAACCUCGUUGGAACAAAACCCGAACGAUGAAUCAGCCGAACCAGAAUUGGACCCUGAACUUUUAGAAGCCCUCGGUGAAUCCACCAGCGAUACCCCAGAGUUUGGAGAAAGAAUUCACGAGAGUUUAGCCAAAUUGUGGCUUCCUCUACUCGUCAAAGGCUUGCCAAAAGAUGAAAAAGAAAAAAUUUUGAAGGAGUACUUAAUCCCGGACAACUGUAGGUUGCUGCAAGCGCCUAAAUUAAACGCAGAGAUAUCAGCAGCAGUUAUAGACUCUGUAAGAAACAGGGAUAAGAUCCUGGUAGUUCACCAACAACAACUAGGGUCGGGGAUAACAGCCAUUAACAGAGCGCUGAAUACUCUCUUAAGUGGGGAUGACAAGAAGAAUGCUAUCCAACAUCUUAGCAAUGCCUGCCGUAUACUAUCGGAUUUGCAUACGGUAAAUACGAAUAGCCGCAUAAAGCUCAUUACACCAAACCUGGAUAAGAACUUCCUCCACAUAGUUCUAGAUGCCGUAAGAGACGAAACUUUGUUCGGUAACAAACUUGCAGAAAAGAUCAAGGCAGCCAGAGCAAUUGAACGACAGGGUCUCCAAAUAAAAAAGACUAAUCCGAAACCUUCCAGCUCUCAAUCCAAUAGCCACCGCUCUUCUAAUUCGGGAAACUGGUCCGGCCCACCCCGGUACUCAUCGAACCGAGGCAACCGAGGUGGGAAGAAAACGACGACGCAGAGCCGCCGUCCAUACCUGAGCUCGACGCAACAGCAGCCAGCAUCGAAGCCUGCAGCAGCGAACAAGCCUCGUGCCCUGGCGCCCCAGUAACUCAGGGAACACCAUCCUUUACACGCGAGCCUUACCUUGGGUGUCGCGAGGCUCUCCAGCAAGCUUUCUCCCGAAGAUGCCCACCAGAGGCCCUCAACCUCAUGCUAGCAUCACUCUCCGAUAGUACGAAAGUAAAAGAACAGAAAACAGAGGUAAACUGUUCCUCACUCACAAGCCACCACACAGACCAGCCACGACACAAUCAAUCAGUCGAUGGAUUAAACAAGUGCUAUCGGAGAGUGGAGUGGAUGUAUCAAAGUUUGGCGCACACAGCACUCGCCACGCCUCUACCUCAGCUGCGGGCCGUGCGGGUCUCAGCGUUGAUGCCAUCCGUAAAGCUGCCGGAUGGACUCCUACAUCAAAUACUUUUGCGCGAUUCUACAAUAGAACCCUUGUUGAUGAGGGGAAAUUUGCAAGAUCUGUUUGCUUUACGUCGAAUCUUUAGGUUAAGACUGUAUCGGCACUCAUAAAUACAAAAACUAAUUGUUCCAAUUAUCGUGAUUAUAUAACGUUUCAUGUACGAUUAAUAACUAAUAAAUAUAUUC
Messenger RNA from Parnassius mnemosyne (clouded apollo), 6355 nucleotides. Lineage: Eukaryota; Metazoa; Arthropoda; Insecta; Lepidoptera; Papilionidae. The record is from the annotation of a GenBank genome assembly.